Strigops habroptila (Kakapo) is the source of this 14738-nucleotide messenger RNA. RefSeq names its product G-patch domain containing 8 (gene GPATCH8). The record is from RefSeq and is a predicted model, not a curated record. The transcript is spliced from 6 exons. Gene Ontology annotation, molecular function: nucleic acid binding. Lineage: Eukaryota; Metazoa; Chordata; Aves; Psittaciformes; Psittacidae. Gene Ontology annotation, cellular component: nucleus. The coding region runs from base 8389 to 12630 and encodes 1413 amino acids.
CCAGUAGCUUGUGUCUGAAACGUUCAACGCCAGCUCCAGUCUUUAACGAAAUGAUUUCUGCUUUUUGUUCCUAGAUUAGAUAUUUUUUUUUUCCCCCUUUCCAUUAUUAAUAUAUCCAAACAAAUGCACUGUCGAGUCUCGUAUUUAGCAGUUUGCGAGUGGAAGCUGCUGCCUCACUUGUUGGCACAGGUUAGACAUGAUGUGUGUGUCGUGUAUGUGUGAGAAUCACCGUGUUUGGCCUUUUUGGAGGGAGGUGAAUGAACUGCCUGCUCACUAACAGGUAGUGGUGCAGCUCCUAAAACUAUAAUGAUACUCUGCUGGCUGGAUGCUUUGAUAUUAAAAGAACUAAAAAUACAAUCUAGUUACAGUGGCCUCUGUGCAUGUUUCACGGCGGUGUCAGAAGCCAUUGGAAGGUGAGUGAAAGGGCCCACUGAAGGCUGAAGGUGGUGGCAGAGCUCUCCUGGAUGGGAGAGGCUCAUUCCUAGUUUCUUCUCCAGAGGCUUUCACAGGUUUGACUUAUUUCUGUCAGGGAUUUAGCAAAUCUCCUUGAGACGCCGUAGUGCUGGUUGAACCACUGCACCGAGUCCUCCUCCUGCCUUGAGCCUCAAGUCUUCCCAUGCCACUAAAUCCCAGGAUUUAAUUUGAGCCAGUGCUGCCCACAGCUCCUGUGGGUGGCUUCAGCCAUUCCUCUGGCCAGCAGCUCCUGCUCUGCAGCGGCCCUAGCCAGGAUGGAAGCAUGCAACCAUGUUGUGUUGAGGAAAAACUGAUGGUGGUUCUUCCUAUCAGCUGCUCCUUCGGAACUGCCAGUGUAUAGAGCCUGUGGUGCUGUGAGUAAAGGUGCUCAGCACUUACACAGGCAGAGAUAGAAACCUCUUGCAGUGGUUAAAAAGAAAGAGAUAGAAACCUCUUGCAGUGGUUAAAACUCAAGAGCACCCCAAGUUCCUCAGAGUAACUCACUCGUGUUCCCAUACCCCUUAGUCUGAAGACCUGGGAGCUCGUAAUUGGACUUCCAUGCCCCUACAGUGAGCCCAUUAGAGAUAAGUAUUUCUGUGCUGUGGAGGCCUGUCGAGAGGUAACGAGUCCUCUGGGCUCUGGGAAUGCUGAUUAAUCCCUUGGACUAAGGCACUCUAACUCCUCAGACAGGACUGCCUUGGUGGUUAAUGCUUCCUGCUUCCUCUAACACGGUUUCAUGUGAAAUCCUCUGGUUCAUGCAUGGCACUCUUGCAGUCCUCUCGUGUCCUGUGCUGGUGCCAAAACUCAGGAUGUGGUUGUAGCUGUCACCUCUUGGGCUUCUGCUUUGGCAUGGCAUUCACUGGAUGUGUAAUUUGGUCUGUUUUCUCUUUUGGGUGCCCUGUAUUGCUCUGUACAUCACCAAUGUGGAAACACGGAGACUUUGAAAGAAGCUCAAGCCUUCUCCCAGCCCCAGAUGGACUCAGAAGCACAGCCCCUGUGCUGUGUAGCGUGGCAGGCACAAAGUGACAGAGCAAAUAACACAUGACACUGCAGUCUGGAGUUUGGGGUGGCAUCAUUGUGUCCUGGGGACAAGAGCCAGGGCUGGCCGUGGGCUUAGUCAGGCAUUUGCAUUUGGUACUUGUCCAGAUUUAGAUCUUCCCACUGUGCAUUUUUGUGCCAUGUCUCUCAUGUAUUAUUGACACGCUGGUGACUCGAAGCUCCAGGCAAAUCGUGGGUAUGGGCUGUGAGGGUUUUUCUGCACCUCCUGCAUCACAAUAGAAAUGCAGGAGUCAAAAUAGCCUGUCUAGUUUAACCCAUUAGACAGACAAACAGCCUCUCUGGCAGAAGAUGUGGAGUUCUGCUCCACAUAAAGCUAUCAAGUUAGUUAUGAGCAGCUAGAGCCUGUGGCACUGAUGGUGAUCAUGUUGGGAAUGUUUAAUUCAUUAUCCAGUGACCUUUUGAAAUGACUCUUAGAUCAUCCCCAAAUCUAAAUACAAAGUGCCAGGAAGGAAACGUUUGCAUCCAAUUUUAAUCUUAUUCUAGGAGUUUGAAGAGUUGGAGUCACUUGAUGUGCUCUGAGAAGGGAAGAGCAAAGCAAAAAAUGUCUUCCCCUCUUCCACGCCCCCUUCUUGCUCAGGAAAGAUGAGGAGAGCUUUCUAAAGAGCUGUAAGAAGAGCAAAUGAGGAGCAUCUUGGUUGUUAACUAGCUUCAUGCUCUGUUUGAGCCUAAAAUGUUCAAGAGCUUCUGGUUUAGACAUGCAGCAGAAGUAGAACCGCUUCAGGUAGGCUUUAGCUGUGGAUAUGGGGUCUCACCUCCUGCAGGAGGCCCUUGCAAAAACCCUCAGGCACGUAGAUUUUGGGUUAUGUGUAUGGAAUCGAUACUGCAGCCAUCGUUGUUCCAUGCAGUUGGCUUUAAUUUUGAAGGAAGUUGAUGAGUUCAGUGUGCUUGUUUUGUGCUUUAGCUUUUCAUUCUGGAUGUUCAGCUGAACUGGGGCUCCCUCUUCAGUUUUGGUGAAUCUCAAAGUUACUUUACAUUAUUCUUGCUGGUCAUAAAUGCUUGUUUCUUCUAGUAAGGCCAUCAUGUUGUUCAAGAAGAGCUUCACGCUCCAGGACUGCGCUGUUGCAGCUUCCUUCGUGCUAACUGCCCACUGUGGGUGUAAUCCAGUGGUGAGAGUGCUGAACUGUUUCUCUGGAGCUGGCAUAGCCUCAAAUUCACACUUGCUAAUUGCUGGUGGUAUAAAAUCUGCUGUUGUGGUGCCAAAGAUACACCGCAGGUUGGCUCCUUCUCUGCAGAACCACAGAAGCAGAGUCGUUUGGAAGCCGCCUUGUGCUGUAACUCCUGGUUUAAGCCAUCGUAGCUGAUGGAAGAGCUGAGCCACUUGGAGAAGGAAGCCCAUAAUCCGUGUCUGUAAUGACACAGCUGUUCUCCAACCAUAACACAUGGGCAUCUUCUGCUUUGGUUUUGAUGUGUGUUGAGUGGAGGAUCAGAUAGGGAUAGUGCUGUUGUGUGACAGUGCAAGGGCUAGAGCAGUGGGUCAGAGCAGCUCAUCAUGAAUCCAGCAGAGUCCUUCCUCUGCUCGUCUCUUCUCCUGAUGGUUUUCACACUUUUUUCCUCACAAACAACUUGUGUUACAUUUGGAGCUGAUGCUUCAGCUUGGUCACAGCCAGUGAGUAUGAAAGAGCAGAAGAGGGGGUGGCCAGUUGGCAGGGAUCUCUUGUAAUCUGGAAGGUAUGGCUUGAGGAACUGCUUUUCGAUAGACACGGAGGGAUGGUUGUGCUCUACCAAAUGAGAAAAGGGUGGUUGUAGGGAGGAACACCUCAAAGUGGAAAUCUGGAAUUCUGUGGUCUACUGAAAAAAGAAACCCAGCAAAAGAUGUGGUUAAACCCACUCUUUUCUAGACUUGCCUUUUUAAAGUUCUCUCUUAAGGAAACGUGCUUGACUGCAACCUUGAAGCUUGAAACAUUGCUUCAGCCCCAUCCAGAAAGCAGUUACGUUCAGUUUCCCUGUACCACAAGCUGUGUGUAGCGUGUGAUUAAUUUGAUAGGUUUAAAUGCAUUGAUUUAAUUCACAUUCCCACAGCAUUCCCAAUGCUGGGAUUAUCCUGGUCUUUUGUGGUAGCUCUGAAAGGUGAAUCAGAACGUAGUAUUUUGCUGUGGCAAUGGAUGACAUGGUUUUGUCUCGGCUUAGCUACUCUUAAGUAUUUAUGUUGUUGAACCAAGUAGUUUAGAUAAUAGAGGGUUUAGCAUAGAACUGGAAUUGAGCCUUGGAACUUUGUGUGUGAAGUUGCUCCUCGGCUGUCUGGAGGGGACUAAGGCUGUUGUUGUUCCUGUUGACCAAGGUGUGCUGCAAGCUCAUGGUGUAAGUGGUUCUGGUGACACAGAGCAGCAGUUACGGGUGUGUGGAACAGAACCUUGGGGUUAUUUUAUCCUUUCAUGAGCAUAGAAAUGCUCUAACAAGGUACAUCAGGUCAGGUCUAUCAGAUUUGAUAGAAAAUGCUUGAUGUCAGUUCCUCCAUCUAACUGUAUGUUUUAUUGUGUGGCUUUCAGUUAAAAAAGCACAAAUGGGUUCUGCUCUGCCUUUCAAAUCCUGUGGUGAUAAAUGGAGUUAUCACUGCCCCCCCCGGUUACACCACGGCACGGUUCUCACUUGGCACAUUCUUCACUAAAUCUGUUCAGACAAGCUCCUGUUUUCCUGACACAUGAAGGAUGAGGAGAGGGACAGGACAGAACUGUCUGAAGGAAGCGCUGGAGGACGUGCAGAGAGAGCCUGCGGCGAAGGCAGGAAAGCAGCCCUUCCCUGGCGGCCUCUGUGCGAGCUCCAGCCCAGCGGCAGUCCCUGUUCCAAGGCUGUGUCAGGGGCUGUGGGUGAGCCGGGCUGUGUUUCCUGGAUGCCGGGUUUGUUGGAUGUGUGGGGAGCAGUAAGUGGAGCUCUGAGCACUCUAACAACUGAGAUAGGCACAAAUGUGAUCGCUUGGCAGCUGCGGCUCAGAGCAAUAAGCUCAGGGCUUGAAUUCCAGAGGGCUGGAAUCCUGGCUCUGUCACCAGUUCACCAAAUGGCUCGCAGCUAAUAUAUUAAUAUAUUUUUCCAUCUGUGGAAGCGUCUGAUCUCACAAAAGCAGACAGAGUAGAUGUUUGUCAGGCCUAGAGAACAUGGAACAAUGAGCAUCUGAGAGAAACGCCACGAGGAGAUGAGGAAUGUCACAGUGCUUUCUGGGUUCCGAAGCUUGGUGAUAAAUACAAGAAAAUAUGGAAGAGAAGGAUAAAAAUGUUUAACAGUGCCUUUAUUCAUUACAUGUGAGGGAUUUGGCACCCUUACCCAGGCCAUAGAUCACACAAUCUAAUCUUGUAUCUUAACGUGUCCUCACGGGAGCCUGAGUUCUGGGGUAGACUUGACGUUUCCACACUCGUGUUUGCAAUAUAAAUCGUUGCAAUAGUUUUAAGCCCAAUGUUUUUAUGUGAAGUUAGCUUUGAGAAGCUGGGGUAAUGUCCUUUGAAAGCCUGCUGUCCUCACCCGAAUCUUCAUUACCAUGUCGAGACCACAGACAUAGAGGAAGGUUUGCUUAAUGCCCUGCUCUCCUCUGGGGGAAGCAGUUCCCCCCUUGUUUGCUUUCGAAUGUGCAAGAUCCUUCCUUUGAUUGUGGGUGGUAAGUUUAUGGGUUACUUGAGUGCAUGUAGCCAGUGAAAUCAUUAUGCUCUCGGUGACACAUGCUUGUUGUGACAGCGAUGGCCUUCUCUUGGCUUAGCACUGGGCUUUAUUGCCCUGUGUGUUCACAUGGUGUUAAAGCAGCUUUAUGAAACUGAAGGCUGAGUGUAUGAGAGGUGAGUAGUCCCGGCCAUGCACAGCCUGUCCCCACCCUUGCAGCGGGGCCCUAGGUCAGGCAGGACUCUUCAGCCCUCUCCACUUACCCUGUGAAGUAAGGCAGCAACUCAUCUCUGGUUUCUGUUCUGCAUCAACCAAGAUCUGUGUUCUUCUUGGGCAUCUUUCAUGUUGGUCUUUAAUACCACUGAUCAUCAUUGGGGUCAGGGAUGUUUUCUGACCCAGACUCUCUGCAUUCCCUUGCAGAAGUUCAGGGAACUCGCUUUGCUUUUCUGCAACUGUCCCCCUGGGCUUGUCUGUCCAAGCAGCUUUGAGCUCCUCUGUGAAGUUUUCCCUGUGACUGGGGUGUUUGCAACUUGUCUUUCACUUGUCCUUUCUCUCCCGCUUAGUAAGGCUGAAGUCCCCAGCGCAGUUCUUGUGUGCUUGGAGAAGAGUUCCUGCUCGCUGCGGCUUUGCUUGUUGCUGAGGGUGACAGACACUUCAGGCUUCCUUUGAAUCUCUUGAUUGAUUGUGACCCCUUCCAGAAGUCUGACAUAAACAGGAUGAGCUCACAAAUCUCAUUCCCAAAGGAGACCAGGGUAAAAGGUUGCCCUUGUUUGUUUGCUGUUUGCAGCAAUCAGAAUGAGCUCCCAACAUAGCGUUGGGGUUUCCGGCAGCAAGCAGCACCACAGAGCGUGCCAGGGCUUGUCACCAGUGAAAAUCAGUGGAUUUCCUCAUCUCCUGCCUUUCGAUGUGCUGAAGGAGGAGUUUGCAUUUUCAACGUGAUGGCUCUUGGGCUAUCAUAGAAUCAGCAAGGUUGGAAAAUACCUUUAAGUUCAUCAGGUCCAACCAUUAACCCAGCACUGCCAAGGCCACCACUAACCUGUGUCCCCAAGCACAUCUACACAUCUUCUAAACACCUCCAGGGGCGGUGGCUCCACCAUGUCCCUGGGCAGCUUAUUCCAAUGCUUGGCAACCCUGAACCUCCCCUGGCACAACGUGGUUUUGUUGUUGGUCGUAGCAUAGUGAGUAAAAAUCCUCAGAGCUCGACGAGAUCAUGUCCCGAGACUCUUAGUUCUCCUCCGACAGUGUCAUAUCAAUCGCCCUAAAGGAUUAUAUCCCACAAAGCUUGUACCUGGGAGGAUUUUCUAUGAAGAUGUCAAGCUAGUGAGCGGGACUCAGGCUGUUCUGUCCCCUCUCUGGUGCUCACAUGCUAUACCUGGGUGAUACAGUGCAAUAUAGUUGAUCGAAUGAUGUUAACUCGUCAUUUUGGGGGUACAUCUUUCAGUGGGAGCAUCCUGUUCGUUCUCUGUCCAUAGCCAGCCCUUCAGAAGCAGCUUGUACCUGAUAAUGAUGGAGGGAGCAGCUCUUCUCAAUCUGCAAAUUGCCAUGAAACCUAUUUUCUGCUUUGACUGUUUAAAACAAAACCUCUGCUCUCGUGCUGAGAACACCAGCGUUCCUGGAGGGGCUCAGAUGGCAGCUCCAUCUGGUGCAGCAUUCCCUUUGGAAGAGCAGAGCAGCAGCAUCCUUGUGUCCAGAGCAGGAGCACACAUCCUGCAGCUGCAGCUGGGCAGUGAUAAUCCUCCUGUACAGCACAACUUGGGGGCUGGGACUGGCACCCUGGAGCUUUGGGAUUAACUCUUUUCCCAAGAUCUAUUAAUUUAUAGCGCGUUUGGCAAAAGAUUUGCUCAUUUGCUCAGAUCCUUUAACUUUGUGCUGUUAGAAAGGAGUGAAUUUGGAGAAGCCUCCUCCCUGCCUGGCUCCCCUGUAGGAAUGGGGUGGCUAUUGGGGUAUAUUUUGGGAAUGAGCAGUUUUUCACAAGCUGGGAGCAAGUUUUUCCCUUCUCUUUGGGAAGAGGAAAGCAACACAAGUGUAUCUGCUCAGUUUUGAACUCUCAUUCCAUUUCUGAAUGAAAUUAAAACUUAAUUUACUUGAAGAGAUUGGAUUUUCUAAGCUGUGACUCUUGCGUAAGCUGUUGGUUUUCCCAUCCCCUUGGAGGUUUGUGCUUUGUCCUCUCCACAGAGGUUUUUCCCCAUGUGUGGAAUUGUCUUUAUACAAUAGCCCUCUCUGUUUUGGGGUUUGUAGCCUGUGUGGUGUGACCAGUCUGUAAAGGAAAGAGUUUGUGACCUGCUUCAGAGCAAAAAGAAGUUGUCUGGGGUGUGGGGUGACGGACACAGCUUUGUGUGGUCUGUGUGAUUUACCGUGGGGGGGGUCAUUGUCUGUGGGGCAGCGCUUGCAUCCCUGCGCAGUGGUGUGAGAUGUGGGAAUUCUUGCCUUGUCUUGAAAGCUGUUCUUCCCUUCAAAGCAUGUUGGUGUACCUGAAAAAGGCAGCAGAAGCCUAAAGCUGGGAGCCCCCCAGCGCCCGAGACCCGUGUUUCCAUGCUGGUGAAGAUCCCCUUGUCACGCUCAGUAGCUCUGGAGUACUUUUGCUUGAGGAAGUUCUUUUAAAGGAGCACGUAAAAAGCUUAACUUUAAAAAUCCCCUUUUCCCCUUUGGUCGUUGUCCAUCUCCCUGGCAGUCAGUGGGGCAGCACAGAGCCCGCUCCCUUCCCUCAGUGGCUUUCCUGGGACAUGGAGGGAGUUGGUUUCGGUGGUGGGGACCGGUGCUGCUGCCGGGAGCCGUGUUCCGUGCUCCGAGGUGGUUCAUUCAUAACAAAAUGAUGGUGAAGUUGAAAACAAACAUUGCUUUUCCCAUUGAAUAUUCUCCUCCUGCCUGCAAACGCAGCUCCUUUUGACCCAAAGUAUUUGUAAUUGCCUUAAGAUUCUGUUUUGUCUCCUUUUUAAACUGCCUGCUUAAAUGUGCCUCUGAAAUCGGGCCGUCACCAGCAGCUCAACCUCCUCCAACACCCAAAGCUUCCAGGUUGCAGCUCUGGAAUCAAGUCACCACGGCUCAAAAUCGCUCCCUGGUUCCACAGGGCGAAGCACGGUGAUGGGGUGGAGGGUGAGGAAGAAGCCUCGUGUUGUUAUUGAUUAUCUUUUUAACCCAUCCUACCUGCAAACGGCCUGUUUCUGCCCCUGAUGGUUUCUGCCUAACAAAUGGUGUUUCUUUUUUACAGCGUUAUGAUCCUGGACUUGUUGUGGUGAUGGUAAACUUAGCAGUGGGAGGACAGAUCCCAUCCCUAUCGUUGUCAAGUAUGAUGUCAUGGGCAUGGGGCGGAUGGAGAUGGAGCUUGAUUACGCCGAAGAUGCCACCGAGCGGAGGCGAGUGCUGGAGGUGGAGAAGGAGGACACCGAGGAGCUGAGGCAGAAGUACAAGGAUUAUGUUGACAAAGAAAAGGCAAUUGCCAAGGCGCUGGAAGACCUCAGAGCAAACUUCUACUGUGAACUCUGUGACAAGCAGUACCAAAAGCAUCAAGAGUUUGACAACCACAUCAACUCUUACGAUCACGCUCACAAGCAGAGGUUGAAAGAUCUCAAGCAGAGGGAGUUUGCUCGCAACGUCUCUUCGAGAUCACGUAAAGAUGAAAGGAAGCAGGAGAAGGCCCUGCGGCGCCUCCACGAGCUGGCUGAGCAGAGGAGGCAGCCUGAAUGUGCUCCUGGAAGCGGACCCAUGUUCAGAACCACCACGGUGGCUGUGGAUGAGGAAGGUGGAGAUGAUGGUGAUGAUUCUGCAGCCAACAGCAGCUCUUUCAUCCAGUCGACUUCUGGCCAAGCUUCAGAGAUGGGUAUGGACAGAGGUUUCGUAAACACUGGACAAGUUGCUGGCACUGUUACACCAAACCAAAUGCCCAUCCAGGGAGCACAGGCAAUCAGCUUCGGCAUCAAGAGUACGUUGGGAACUCCCCUGCAGAAGAUAGGUGUGUCUUUUUCAUUUGCAAAGAAGACUCCAGUAAAGCUUGAGACCAUAGCUUCUGUUUUCAAGGACCAUGUGGAAGAAUCGAGUGCUGCAGAUGGAGCAAAAGCUGAUGAGAAAGGGUCCUCGGAGGCAGGGAGCCUGCAGAAACCCGGUGAGGGUGAAAGCACAAAUAAUUCUGAUGGCAAGGCAGAGGAAGAUGAGCAACACGACAAAGACAGCGGGUCUCUAGCCACUACCUUGUCAAAACUAAAAAAGAUGAGACGAGAAGAUGGGCCAAUGGCAGUUGAACCAGAAUACUACCACUAUAUUCCUCCAGCCCAUUGUAAAGUGAAGCCUAACUUUCAAUUCCUGCUUUUCAUGAAGUCUACCGAACAAAUGGAAGCUGAAAAUGUGAACAAAAAAGCUACCCAUGAAGUCAAAAAGGGGAGUUCUCCCAGACCCAAACCCAGCAAGCACCCAGAGAAGGCUGCUGAGAGCACGGGGCAGCAGAAGGAGCAGAGCACUGCUGAAAGCACAGCUCAGCACAGCAAAACUGAGCUAAAAGAAGUGCUGGAAAACGCGAGUGUGCAGGAGAGCAAACGUCUAACAGAGAGCGACCCCCCUGAGCCAGACGCUGCUAAAGCAGCCCCACAGCCUGCCUCGGGCUGUAAGAAUGUCUCCGAAGGACCAAAACCCAAACCCACAGGACCUUUUUUCCCUGUUCUAAGUAAAGACGAGAGCACGACCCUCCAGUGGCCUUCAGAGCUUCUCAUAUUUACCAAAGCAGAACCAUCGGUUUCAUACAGUUGUAACCCCCUGUAUUUUGAUUUCAAGCUCUCUCGCAAUAAAGAUGCUAAAGGCAAAGGGGCAGAGAAACCCAAGGAGCCAGGGGGGCUUUGUAAGGAAAGUGGUCAGAGCGCAGAAGCUGGUGAGAUGAGCAAACCCAAGGAGGCAGAAAGCGUAGCCAACAGUUCUGCUCUGAAAAUGGAAACCAAAUCUCUGUCCAACUGUGGCUCCCAGAACAAGCAGGAGUCCGGCUUGGCAAGUGUUAGUAAGGGAGAGGGAGAGGAGGGUGGUAAAAGCAUGAUGGGGAAGAGCAAAUCUGGCAGGUCCCAUAAACACAAAAAGAAAAAGAAGCACAAAAAGUCCAGCAAACACAGACGAAAACACAAGGAGGAGGCUGAUGAGAAGGGGCGGAAAACUGACCUGGGGGAAGAGAAACCCAAGAAACGGAGAAGACACCGGCACAAAAAAGGCAAAUCCUGUCUUUCGACUGAAUCGGAAUGGGCCCUGAAAGCAGAACUGCCGGAGGAGUGCGGGCACUGCCCGAGGAGAAAGCGGUGCUCCCAGGAAUCCCAGAGGAAGUCUCUGUCUGCAGAGGAGGGAAGCAGCGGUAAGAAAGAGGACGGCGGUAACUCCUGCCCGGAGCACUGCGGCAGGAAGCACAGGGCUGACCUGCAGCCGUUCCCCGCCCCGAGGCGGCGGUGUGCGGGUCCUGCCCCGGGCAGGGCUGCCCGCAGGAGCCGCCAGAGCAGCGGGGACUACGACAGCGAGGAGGGCUCCCCCGGGAAGCGCUGCCGGCAGAAGUCCCCCUCGCACUACAGUGACGACGACGACUCGGGCAGCGAGCGAUCCCGGAGCCGCUCCCGCUCGGGGCGCAGGCAUUCCUCCCGCGGGUCCUACUCCUCCAGCUCCGAUGCCUCCUCGGACCACAGCCGCUACAGCCGCCGCAGGAGCUACUCGGACGACAGCUACAGCGAUUACAGUGACCGGUCGAGGUGCCACUCAAAGCGGUCCCAUGACUCGGAGGAUGACUCUGACUACAACAGCUCCAGUCACAGAUCCAAGCGGCACAAGUACUCGUCCUCAGACGAUGACUACAGCUCGAGCCGGAGCAGGUCGAGGAGCCGGAGCAGGAGCACAACCCACCCUCGAGGCAGGUCACGAACGAGGAGCCGGGGCAGAACACGCAGCAGCAGCUGCAGCCGCAGCCGGAGCAAGAGGAGAAGCCGCAGCGCAACGGAGCGCAGCUGGAAACGGAGCCGCAGCUACAGCAGGGACCGCAGCCGCAGCGCCAGGAGCCACUCCCAGAGGUCCCUGUCACGGAAGGGCUCUCGAGGCCACGAGAGCCCCGAGGAGAGGAGACCCGGGAGGAGAGACUUCAUCAGGUCCAAAAUCUAUCGCUCGCAAUCUCCGCACUAUUUCCGGACAGGCAGAGGUGAAGGAUCCUCGCUGAAGAAAGAGGAUAGCAAAGGAGAGGAUCUGAAAGGAUCUGGCUCACUCUCCCAAAACAGCAGCGGCUCCAGCAUGGGCAGGGCCUCGGAAGGGGACUGCAGCCCCGAGGAGAGAAACUCCGUCACUGCAAAGCUGCUCCUGGAAAAGAUUCAAUCCAGGAAGGUUGAGAAGAAGCCCUGCGUCACUGACGAGAUGCUCCCAGGGGCAAACAAGGUGGGAAUAAAGCUCAAAGAUCCUCCCCAGGGCUACUUUGGCCCCAAACUUCCUCCUUCCUUGGGUAACAAACCGGUUCUCCCCUUAAUUGGGAAACUGCCAACCAUUCGGAAGCCGAACGCCAAAAGAUACGAAGAGUCUGGGCUGGAGAGGGGUGAUGAGCAAGAGCUGUCAGAUGCUGAGGAGCUUUCCCAGGGCAUUGAGGAGGCUCAGUUGGGUGGCCAGUCUCUCUUGGAAGAAGUGGUGAUGGUGAUUCAAGACAAGCCUCUGGAUGAGCAGAAACGGGAUGAACCCGCUGUGGAAAUGCCUUCCAUUCCCCUCGAGGCACCGGCACUCCCCGAGUGCUUUAGGUCUGGAGAUCUGGUUAUGCCACACAACUUCCUCUCGGAUCCGGGCGAUGGCGAUGGGCUAGAACCUAUGGAUGGGGGCAGCCAGCCAGUCCCAGUGGAAACCGGUAUGAUGCCCUUAGUUCCAGACGUCGAGCACUUUCCUGGCUAUGUGCCUCAGGGCGGGGAGCCAAGCAUCGAAGGGGACCGGGAAGGAGAAGAUUCCUCCCUAGCACCACUCGAGAGCCAGCCCAUCACUUUUACACCCGAGGAGAUGGAGAAGUACAGUAAGCUGCAGCAAGCUGCCCAGCAGCACAUCCAGCAGCAGCUCCUGGCAAAGCAGGUCAAGGCCUUCCCAGCCUCGGCAGCCCUGGCUCCCGCAGCACCUGCCCUGCAGCCCAUCCACAUCCAGCAGCCAGCGGCGGCCUCGGCCACGUCCAUCACCACGGUGCAGCACGCCAUCCUGCAGCACCACGCUGCCGCCGCCGCUGCCGCCAUCGGCAUCCACCCGCACCCCCAUCCCCAGCCCCUCGCUCAGGUUCACCACAUACCCCAGCCCCACUUGACCCCUAUUUCCUUAUCCCACUUGACCCACUCCAUUAUUCCAGGGCACCCUGCUACGUUUCUAGCCAGCCACCCCAUCCACAUCAUUCCGGCGUCAGCCAUCCAUCCGGGCCCCUUCACUUUCCAUCCCGUUCCUCACGCUCUUUAUCCAACCCUUCUUGCCCCGAGACCCGCUGCCGCCGCGGCUGCCACAGCCUUACACCUUCACCCUCUGCUGCACCCCAUCUUCUCAGGACAGGACUUGCAGCAUCCACCCAGUCACGGCACAUGAAGGAUAAAAUGAAGUAACCUCGGAGGAAGGAGAAUCUUGUGCAUUUUGGGAAGGGGUUUGGAGUUGAUCCAGCUGGCGGGUGAAGCCUGAGAAUUUCCUUUCACUCUUUAGCAGCCAAAGAAGCCAGAGGCUCGAGGGCUAGGGAGCAGCAGGCGGUGGGUCAGUUGUAAGCGUUGUGUAUAUCCACUACCAGGGACAGUGUCACGUCCCUGACCCCUCUGUGCACGUAGCAGCACUCUCUUAGGAGAAUCAUUUCACGUGUAGACCAGCGAGAUGCUUGGAAAGGCUCUUUUUUUUUUCUUUUCCCUGAUUCUUACACUUGGUCAUCUCCCUUCUGCCACCUUGUACAUGAUGAAGGAGAUCCUGUACACACUAAUAGAUCUCUCAAAACCCUUUUAAUGAGGUCAUCUAAUUAAAACAGUCAGCAUGAUUGAGUCUGGCUUGGAACGGGCCAGAGAACAGUGAGGACCUGGCGACUGUGGAUGCUGGUGGGGAGGUGGAGGGAAGCGCAGGGCCACACUGGUUUUGGCUGGGCCAGCACCAGCCUUUGGGUAUCACACAUGGCUGCCUGCUUAGGGGGGUUUUGUCCUCGGGAUGAGCAGCAAAGGUGGAAUUAAGAUCUUACUGUAAAGAGGAAGAGAGGAGCUACACGUGUACCUGGAGCCCCAUGUCCUGGGCUGCAGAGAGGCUCUGGGCUGGUGAUUCCAGCCUGGGGUUUGACCACUCUUCUCCUAAGAGGAGGGAAAACAUCACUCUGACGUCCACCUCCUGUGGUGUUGGGAGAGAGGAGAAAAAUCCCUUUGGGAAUUGAAGCAAUACGGAGGCCAGGGGAGAGCAGCCGGGGUGUGUGAAGUGAAUUCCUCUUUCCUCUGUAAUAUUGAUGGUUUCCUUAUUAAUUUAUAGGGUUAUUUUCUUCUUUUUUUUUUUUUAAUGUAAAGAAUUGCACUGAACUCUGUAAACAAAGAUGCUGCUUUUUGUAGCUCCUAUAAAAAGGUUACAUUUGUAGUAUAUUGCAAUAAUAUUUUUUACAGCCCGUUCUUUUAGUGGUACUUGUUCUGGUGGCUUCUGUGUAAAUAUGUUUGCUGUAGGUGAAAUAAGACACUUGGAAAGGUUCCACUUUGGGAGUUGCAGCUAGCUGCAGGACGACUUCAGCAUGUAUAUUUUAUCAAGCUCAUGUAUUUUUGAAGUUUUUAUGUACUAUAAAAUGUAAAAAAUGAGAAAAAAAAGAAAAGAUUAAUUAAAUCUUCCUUUAAGCAUUUUGCAGCAGCAAACAAAGGCUUGGAGCAGGCGCGGUGCGUGGCCACCAGCAGUGACCCAGCUCGGAGCAGCUCUGUGUCCCUGCUGUAGGAAUCGGAUCCCGGAGGCAGCCUCGGGAGCGCAGUGUAAAACACCCGGGUUUGUGACUGGCUCUUCCCCCUGGGUUCACGUGGGUGAUUUGCAGCUCCCAGCACGGCCGUGCAGCCCCCAGCAGCCUUCUGGUGAGGGAAGAGCCUUUGGACCCAUCCUCCCGCAGGGAGCCGUGGUUUAGGACUAACCCUGAUGUUCUCUAAGGGAUUCCUCAGUUCUUCCAGCUGAUACCACUGACCGGGAGGCUCCUCCAGCCACGAGCUCUCCCAUCGCGCCGGGAUUUGGGAUUCAGGUCCUUGUAUUAGAGCGGUUUGAGGGCACCUUCUGGGCUGGAUUUGGGAGCUGGCAGCAAGGUGUCCCCUUCCCCAUCCUCCUGGGCAGGCAGAGACUGAAAGGAUCAAAACCUCUGGAGCUUCCUCACUCUUGAAAUGAGAAAUGUUGUGUUUGGGCAGGUCUGAACCCCAACGGUCACAAAAAGGGACUCAAUAUCUCUGUAAAUAAUGAACAGAUUCAGUAUUACUAUCUCAGUGCUGGGUUUCAUUAGCUUCUAGAUCCCACAUCCAUGUUCUGGCACUCUUCACGCUGCAGCCCGGGGGGGUUUGACUUCCAGAAUAGUGCUAAAAAUAAUUAACCUGUCAUUACUUACCAAGCAUAAACAGACUGUAUUUAACUUUGUCACAUAAGAUUAUAUAUAUAUAUAUAUGCUGUAAAAUGAGGGGGGAAAAAACACCUUUCUAAUAAACCAAUGAUUUGUGGAAAAA